UACAGAAAAUCGCUUUAAAAAUAUCACUAUUAGCUUAUGAUAGAUUUCCAUGUAACAGUUGCUACAUUAAUUAACUUGUUAAUAGUAUAUUUGGGACAUAAGCGAAACUCUAAAAAGGAGCAAAAUAUUAUUAUGGCGGUAAACUAUUGGGCGUUGUUCUUAACACCUGUUGCUUUUUCUUGGAUUCAUGAUUUGAAUCAAUUUUUGAUUUAAAGUUUAAAUAAGAUUAAAUUAUUUUUAUUUAAAUCAUGGUAGAACGAGAAAUUAGCAAUGGGUAAAAGUGAAGAAAAAAACGGGAACACGAUACAAGUAGGAGAAUCUACAUUUCUUACAAAAACAUCAAGCGAAGCUAGUAAGAUGUUAGAAGCUGCUUUAUUACAAAUGGAUGACAUUAUUUCUGGUGUGUGUACUGAUAGUAAUAAUGAAGGCAAUACAGAAUGGAAGGAUUCUGUCAAAGAAGCAACAAAAAAUCUUGUGACAGCAAUUAAAAACUCUCCAAGUCCUCCUUCUCCUCCAGAUACAGCCACUACUGAAAUUUUAUUACAAUGGAUGCAAUUGAAUUGUCCAUUAGGUUAUGCUAAAAUGAUAGCUCUGAGAGGAAGUGUACCUAAUCUCUGUACAUCUACGAAUUUAACACAUGUUGGAACUCUUCCAUCAUUCUGUUCUGCAGUAUAUGAUAUGAGCUUUUGUUCAAAAAUCCAUAAUUAUCAAGGAAAUAAACAAUAUAAAGGAAAUCAAAACAAUCAAUAUUUAAAAUUAGGAAAAAAGCGACAAUUAAGGAAUAGAAUAGAACAUGAACAAAAAGCUAAAUCACAAUCAGAUCUUUCUUUAAGAAGACAAGAAUUUUCUUCUUGUUGUUCCUUCCAAUAUUUACAAGACAUUCAAAAAUGGAAUGAAUAUCAAGCAAAGACUAAGGAACGUUUAAAAAAGUUAGAAAAUGAACGUGGAACAUUACGUAUGGAAGUAUCAGUUUUAUCAGAACAAGUAGAUGCACAAUCUAGUAAAAUCCAAGAAUUAGAAAAUAUGCUUCGAGAAAAGAAAGAUUCUCUCAGAAGAAUGGAAGAAGCAUUACAAAAAGAAGUACUUUCAAGAAGUGCUUUGGAAACACAAAAAUUAGAACUUUUGAGUUCUUUAUCAGAAAUGAAACUUAGACAAGCAAGUUUAGAACAUGAAAAUCUUGCACUUCGUAAUACAAGUCCUAUAUCAAAUGGAGAGAAAUUUGGAAGGCAUACCACUCAAUAUAGUAGUCUUCCUAGGCCACCGAGUUCUUCAAAGAAAGGUGUAGUGUUCGGUAAGGUACCCAGUUUAAUUUCUGGAGCACACACAACAGUACCAUUGGCCAUUAAAGGAGCAUCCGCGAGAUGCCUGUCUGCGCCUACUCUAGCUGAAAAAGAGAAAACAAUCAUAGGAGAUUCAAAUUCUCGAAUAGUAUCAAUUGCUCAAAAAUCUUUGAUGGAACUUUCAAUGGAAGAAAUUGAAGAUUGGCUCGUAAAUUUAGGAUUAGAAUGUUACGCGGGCGAAUUGAGACGAUGGGGUGCUACUGGAUCAAAAUUAUUAGACUGCUCGCAACAACAAUUAGAAAAAGAAUUAGAAAUUAAAAAUGUUCUUCAUAGGAAGAAAUUAUUAUAUGCAAUAGAAUCCGAAAAAUUUGAUGGAGCUGAAUUUCUUGGAUCAGAUAAGAUGGAUAAUACUGCAGUUUUACGAUGGUUAGAUGAUAUUGGAUUACCACAGCAUAAAGAAGCUUUCCAAAAUGGUAAAGUUGAUGGAAGAAUGUUACAUCGACUUACCACUGAAGAUCUUUUAAAUCUUGGAGUUACUGCACAAUUACAUGCUGCAAGUCUUAGACGAGGAAUUCAGAUUCUACGAGAACUAAAUUUUGAAUUUGAUAAUCUUGAAAGAAGAUCAACAAAUGGAAAUGGAGCAGAUGGUGAUAAUGUUCGUCUUUGGACAAAUCAUCGAGUAAUGGAAUGGCUCAGAGUAGUUGAUUUAGCGGAAUAUGCUCCAAAUAUGAGAGGAUCUGGAGUACAUGGAGGUUUGAUGAUUUAUGAAGGCAGAUUUACUUCAGAAUUAUUGGCCACAUUACUUAGUAUUUCUCCAGGAAAAACUCUUCUUCGUAGACAUUUAACUACACAUUUCAAUCAAAUUCUUGGAAGAGAAGUCGUACAAAGGAAAAGAGAAAUUGAAAACACUCCUGGAUUUAUUCCACUUACGCUUACCGCUCGUUUAAAGGUACCUAAGAAAUCUCAGUUUACUUUAAAGCGCAAAAAAAGCAAAAAUGAAGCAGAUUAUGGUAAUUUGGUCUGUCCUUUGGAAAUUUCACCUCCAGGUACUCCAUCAACCCCUACUUCAACACCAGGCAGUCCUAAUUUGAAUUCACCAACAUUUUAACAAUCAUAAAUCAUAGUCUUGUAAGUCUAACUUGACUAAUAAUCAGAAGAUAAUAAUCAGAGAAGAAUGAUUGGUUGCAUUUGAAAAAUGUAAUUGCAUCUACAUACAUAAAAAAAAUAUUCUGGGGACCAUCAUUUUAUCUCUCUUUAGUUUAAGUCUUAUUAUUUAAUUUUGAAUAAUGAAAUAUUGAAUAAUGAAAAUAAUCAUUUAAAAAU
Molecule: messenger RNA, 2603 nt
Organism: Apis florea (little honeybee)
Lineage: Eukaryota; Metazoa; Arthropoda; Insecta; Hymenoptera; Apidae
Gene: Liprin-beta
Product: liprin-beta 1
Biological process (GO): neuromuscular junction development
Cellular component (GO): presynaptic active zone
Molecular function (GO): protein binding
Source: RefSeq, a predicted model, not a curated record